Molecule: messenger RNA, 1218 nt
Organism: Darwinula stevensoni
Lineage: Eukaryota; Metazoa; Arthropoda; Ostracoda; Podocopida; Darwinulidae
Source: the annotation of a GenBank genome assembly
AGUGAGACUCGCUGUGCGAAGCGGAUGCGAGAUGCGGGAUACCCCCAGUGAAUUUUUUUGUGAAUCAGAAUGAGCUGCGUGGUGGCUGUUCCCAUGUACCAACCGCCGUAUCACCCUCACCAUCAUCACCCGUUUUCCCCUUAUUUCCCUUACGGGAGGUCCCCUGCGGGAAUCCAGCAGCAGCCGAACAACAAUAAUGACUCUCCCGGCGACGCCUCGCCUGCCAAACCGCAUCCUGAAGCUUCACAUGUUCGCCAACUAGAUCCACCUGUGGACUACGAGGCACCAGGUGGACCUCGGUUCACCUAUUUUAAACUCCUACAAUAUCUAAAAGAAAAAUACGGAGACGAGAAGGUGCAGAGGAGUGGCUAUGGGAUCGGUGGGCUUAAAGCCGGGGAAGGAUCGGAAAUGACGUCACGGGGAGGGCUGGAUGUUAAGUCAGAGGAGGGAGAGGCCGGGGCGACGUCGCCGGUCGGCAAGUCUUCCUCUUCCGCUGCCACCGUCCAAGCGCAAUACGUCUCUGCGAACUGUGUCGUCUACAGCUAUUACUCCGGUGAUAUCAGUAGCAUCGUGGACGAGCAUUUCAGCAAGGCUCUCGGCUCGACCGGAACUUGCAGCACGUCGGGAGACAAGGAAACCGGAGGCAGCACCAAAGAUCUGGUGCCAAUGUCCCAACGAAACUUCCCGCCGUCGUUCUGGGACAGUCACUAUCAAGCGCCAGGAGGUCAAGGAAUGAUCUCGGGGAACCUGGGCCAUCCAGGACCAGAACAUCUUAACCCCUUCGCCGCUGCUGAACUCUAUUCCUCUGCUGCUGCUGCGGGGAUACAUCCUCACUUCCAAGCCGAUCCCUGGAACCUCUCUCUUUCCUCUCAGGCGUAUUCUCAUCGAACGGCAGAGUUGGCGUAUGCUGGGAUGAGUGCAGCAGGGGCAUCGCGUUUCAAUACCAAUUAUGGUGGGUUGUUCAUGCAGCCCGGUCACAGUGCAGCGGCAGCAGCAGCCGCCGCCGCCGCUGCAGCGAGAAUGGGGGGCGGGGGUGGAGCAGUUAGUGCAACUGGACAUCAGGCUGUUGGAGGUGGCACCAAGUCGGGAUCAGCGGACUAUCAUCCGGCAGCUGCAGCUGCAGCUGCUGCUGCUAGGAUUCACCAUCAUCACCAUCAUGGUGGAUUCCCCGAUACCAAUUUCGCCGCUGCUCACACCUUCGGAUCGCUCUCGGGUUAG